UCACAUUUCGCAGGCCCGGCCGCGGUUGCUAGGAGACCUGGAGCGGGCGGUGUGUGGGCACCUGCAGCCAGGCAGCGCUGGGGAGCUGAUGCCGCGGGCUCGGGUUGCUCGGUGUAGUGGAGGUGGAGGUCGAAAAGGGAGGGAGCUACAGGGCCUUGGGCCCGGACCUCGGUGAAGGCCGGUUUAGGCGAGCGACCUCUCAGGGGUUUGGUUGCGGCCUCCCCGGCCUCUGUCGUGCCUCGUCCUGUGGUGGUGGAGGUGACUGCACUGGAGGAUAGGGAGCCUGUACCGCAGCGUCGCAUCCUGACACUGUAAUGUGCGGCAGCUGGGCGCCCUGUACUUGUCAUCCGUCUACAUCGAGCCUGGGGAUGAAGAGCGUCUUGGGAAGGCCGCGGAAUACAUUUUUUCUCUGUGUGUCUCAGAACAUAUAUAGUCCGAAACAUACAUCCUAAGCUGAGAGCGGCAUUGCAGAGGCUUGAAGAUGUCAUAAUUUACACAUUAUCUGAUAAACAUUAAGUGAAAGAGGGAAACCUUUAAGAUCUCUGGUCGUCUGCAAAACGUGAUGACGGCCUGGUCCAUGGUGAAAAAAUUGGAAAUGGAAAAGAAGAGGCCGUCCAAAGAAGAAAGGGCGGCUGCAAAUGAAAUGGACUACUCACAAGACCUUGCAGACUGCAGUGAAUCUGAUGAAUUGUCCAGCUCAGAGAGUGAAGCAGAACAGCAAGGAGGCAGGAGUGGAAUUGGGAAUUAUGUCAAUACCCUUUUUCAAGGUAUGGACUUUGCAAGUAAGCCACACAGACAGCUUUGUAGAUCACCCUGUUUGGACCGUCCCAGUUUCUCACAGAGCAGCAUUCAAGUUCUGCCUGAACACCAAACAAAGCUGGAAGAUACUAAAGGUAACCUGGAUAAGGAAUAUCAAGCGAAGAUGGACUUUGCCCUAAAGUUGGGAUAUAGUGGGGAGCAAAUCCAAGCAGUACUCAACAAGCUGGGGGCAGAUGCUCUUAUCAAUGAUAUCCUGGCGGAGCUGGUGAAGUUAGGAAAUAAAGGAGAAUCAGAAGCACAGAGCAGUGGAGACAUUGGCAGUAACAGCCUUGUACCCAGAGGCCCUUGCACCAAAGAGAUUGCAAGUCCAGAACUAUCCUUAGAAGAUGAAGUUGUUGACAACACAGACAACCUCAGACCUAUUGUCAUUGAUGGAAGUAAUGUGGCAAUGAGCCAUGGCAAUAAAGAAGUAUUCUCUUGUCGAGGUAUACAGCUGGCUGUGGAAUGGUUUCUUGAGAAAGGACAUAAAGAUAUUACUGUGUUCGUGCCUGCGUGGAGAAAAGAGCAAUCCCGACCCGAUGCCCCAAUAACUGAUCAAGAGAUUCUCCGCAAACUGGAAAAGGAGAAGAUUUUGGUGUUUACCCCAUCUCGUAGGGUGCAGGGCCGCAGAGUGGUUUGCUAUGAUGACCGGUUUAUAGUUAAGCUGUCCUUUGAUUCUGAUGGCAUCAUUGUGUCUAAUGACAACUACAGAGACCUCCAGAAUGAAAAACCGGAAUGGAAGAAGUUUAUUGAAGAAAGGCUGCUUAUGUAUUCAUUUGUCAAUGACAAGUUUAUGCCUCCUGAUGAUCCUUUAGGAAGACAUGGCCCUAGUUUGGAAAAUUUUUUGCGUAAAAAGCCUGUUGUACCAGAGCAUAAGAAACAACCUUGCCCAUAUGGAAAAAAAUGCACCUAUGGGCACAAAUGCAAGUACUACCACCCUGAGCGAGCAAACCAGCCUUUGAGAUCGGUGGCUGAUGAACUCCGUAUAAGUGCUAAGCUGUCAGCUGUAAAGACAAUGAGUGAAGGUGCACUGGUUAAAUGUGGAACUGGUUCAUCUAAUUCCAAGGCAGAUGGGUCCAUUGAAACUAAACGUAUUGCCCCUAAAAGACAAUCUGACCCAAGUAUUCGUUCUGCAGCUGUAGAACCAGAGCAGAGACUUUCAGCAGCCCGCAAGUCAGAGGCCAACUCAGUGCCAUCACUUGUGUCUGCCUUGAGUGUUCCAAUCCUGCCUCCUCCUAAGAGCCAUGCUGUAAGUGCUUUGAACACUCGCUCAGCAAGUAGUCCAGUACCAGGAUCAUCGCAGUUUUCCCACCAAAAAUCUUCUCUGGAACACAUGGCAAGUGUACACUACCCACCAAUUUUGGUGACCAACAGCCAUGGCAAUUCUGUGAGUUAUACUGAGGAUUAUCCAAAAUACGAGUCCCUUGGAGAUCACGGUUAUUACUCUAUGCUUAGUGACUUUUCAAACCUAAGCAUAAGUGGAAUGCACAGCUCAGACUACUACACCUCUGAACAAGACAGAGCAAGUUUUUCUAGGAACUCCAGCCCUUGUCCUGACAGCUGCAUGAGCCACACUAGUAGCGAUUCCUACUCUUCUUACAAUGAUCUCUAUUUAGGUAUCACAGAACAGGGUCUGGAGGAUACUAUGAAGCCUCAAAGGCCUCCACAGAGUAGGUUGCAACCAUUUGUACAUGGCUAUCAUGAAGCACUUACUCGCGUACAAAGCUAUGGACAGGAAGAAUCCAUGCAAAUGCCUCGUAAACAGUCCUCUUCACAUUUGGCUCUUCACAUACAACAUCAGUUGGUAGGAGCAAGAUCCAGUUGCCCAGGGGAUUACCCAGCACCAGAGAACAUGCACCCUUCUGCCAAUGCUCAGCCUGGUAGAGCUUUAGUCAUGACUAGAAUGGAUAGCAUAUCUGACUCUCGUCUUUAUGAAAGUAACCCCAUGCGGCAAAGGAGGCCACCAUUGUGCCGUGAACAGCAUGCCAGUUGGGAUCCUUUACCAUGCCCUACAGAUUCAUAUAGCUACCACUCGUACCCACUUAGCAAUAGCCUGAUGCAACCCUGCUAUGAACCAGUGAUGGUAAGGAGUAUGCCAGAGAAGAUGGAACAGCUCUGGAGGUCGCCACACUGGCCAAUUAUGAGUAGUGAACCCAGAGAGCAACACAUCAUUCCUGAGCAUCAGUAUCAAACAUACAAGAAUUUGUGUAACAUCUUUCCACAAGGGGUGGUGCUCUCAGUCAUGGAGAAAAACCCACAUAUGACAGAUGCACAGCAGCUUGCAGCUGUCAUUGUUUCCAAGUUGAGAUCAGGCCAUCACCACUGUUAAUUCCCACCUUUAUUGUCUGGACAAUAGUAUCUAUUGAUCAAGUUGCCUGAAUAAAACCUGGCAGUGUUCUACACCUUUUUGCAUACUUGGAUGACCUAGUUAUUAGUUUUCUGCCACCAAGUAAUCAAUAUGUGGACACAACAAACUUUUACUGUAUUUAUUUUUUUAAGCUAAACUUUGUGAUCUUUACAGCAUUCCAAGAGGAGUGCAUAUUUUAUUGUAUAGGUAUAUUUAUCCCUGCUAAACCUGCAUGACAGGUUAAACCUCAGUUCCUUUGGGGGUAAGAUCGCUCGUUUCUAUUCUUAAUAAAGAGGAUGGAAGGGCUGGUUAAGCUCUCUGAUGCUGGAGUUUCCAGCAGAUCAUCAAAGCACAUGAGCUGCUUGCAUUAUGUUGUCUCUUCAGCUGUUCAUAGAAGCACCUAUUCAUAUUGUUAGCAAUUAUAUUGCAUGCCUAAUUGUGUACUUGCAGUUUUAUUCAAUAUAAAUGUGUGUAGAGAUAGAUAUCUUUAUCUAUCUGUGUAUAGUUUUAUCUUAACCUAGUGAUUUACAGACCAAUAUAGAACGUCUUUGUCUUGACUGCACAAAGACACUGUAUUCCUGGCCACUUGGAUAGGUUUGUAUCUUUCAAGGAUGACAAACUGCACCUUUUCCAGGUUUUUAAUGUACAGUAGUUGAAUGUUUGUUUUUUUGUUUCACCUAGGUUCAAUUCCAUCACCUGUCAUACCUCCGUAAAAGCCAUAUGCCUCUAAAUACAAUCACUAAAUGAAUUGUUCUUGUGUCGGAAACAUUUACUAUGGCUUAUUAUAUUAUGAUGCCAAAUGCAGAUUAUUUUGUGAAGUAUACUGAAAUUCUCUAUGUAGAAACUCAAAAUAUACUUAAGAGACGUACAAGUUUUUUAAUGUAACAUCCUAAACUAUCAGAAACAUAUACACUGAUCUUGCUCUACGUCAUGGCAGUAUCCACCACUGUGGAAAAUAAGAUUUUGGAUGGUUAUUUUAGUCUAUUUGAAUAGAUACAGCAGACUGGUUUGUAUGUCAUGACAAAGAUGCUUAUCUAAAGGUUUACUAAUAUAACAAUGGGAGUAAUAACAUUGAAUGUGCAGUUGAGCACAUUUCCUUAUGAUGAGGAUCUAGUAUGUGCAUGUUUUUCCCUUUAAAUAUAAUUUUAAUGUUUUGAGGUUUCUGCACUAUAGUUUCUGAAAUAGAUUUGUAAAUGUCACUUACGUUAGGUGUGAGUCACCAGAGAGAGACAGCAUUGCCAUUCAGUGACAGUCAUCAGUAUAUGACCUUUCUAUUGCUUAGCAUACAAAAGGUAGAACUCUCCUUCCCACUUCUUUCCAGCAGGUACUGGAUUACUUUGGUGAAACAGACUUUACUCUUUCUCGAUAAAGAAUUUCUUUUUUUGUUAUUAUGUAGUUAGAGAAAAUCUCUGCAGAUAGCGUUACCUGGCCAGGCAUUUUCUUGGUUGUCUUUUGCUGCACUCAGGUUGCUGACCCUUAGCACUAUCUUAUUUAAUUUUUUAAGGCACCCAUUGUAUAAUAUUUUAAAGAUGUUGAGGCCAUUCACAGCCAGUCCUUGUGCUGUGAACUGUUGGCUUCAGUUUUUUCAUGAAAGUGUACAAGGGCCAAGCUUAGAGCCCUUUUGUUUCUUCAUGAGAAGGUGAUAACUGCCUACAUGUUUCUUACUGUGAAACAAACGGAACGUCAGGCUGCCGUCAGGGUUUUCUCUGGAUAUCUGAGGAAUGGGUCUUCGGCUGCUCUAAUAUUCAUCCCCCUGUUAAGGAGUCUAGGUAGUUGUUAGCAGCACUUUAAUGUCCACAUUGAAUUACAUUAUUGUUGGGUAUUAUUAAGUAAUGACAAAAAUAGCAGAACUGGGGACAUCAAAUAUAGGCGAGAAUGGUCCUUUCCCCCCAGACCAGAUCCUAAUGUCAGUCUAUUCCAUAUGAAAAAAAAAAAAAGUAGGAGACAGUACUGCAGUGAUGACAAUCCUGUUUAUUAUAUCAUGCAACAUUACAGUUUGCGAUAAGCUCAGUUGAGCUAAAAUGUUGAAUGGUGUAAAAAAAAAGAUUUUCCUCACUAGGUUGCAGCCUUCUAUUCACAUUUUUCCAUAAGGUGUUUUGUUAAGUCUACAGGAUCUAUGAACAUUACCAAGUAGUUGUAGUCUAUAACGUUCUAUACCGGAAGAGACUUAUCUUAAUCAAUACACCUUGUAAUAUUCCAGUUGGAAUUAUCAUCUGCAUUCCGUGUUGCCAUCAUUAUUUAGUAGGAUUUCAUCACUUGAAGAUACUUUUGUUUUUAGAAACAGUUUGAUCAUGUCUAAGACGCAAUGAAUAAUUUCCACAAAAAUCCAUAGCUAGAUCAGCAUGUUGCAUCCAAAGAAGUGAUUAAAAUCUAAUUUGAACAAAAAAAGAAUUUGCUACACUGUGUACCUUUUUUCUACAGCAUCCAUAGUGAUGUUUUAUUCUCAUAGGGUGAUUCUACUGCACAAACUGCAGCAGUACAUUAUCUUUCCUUUGCCCGCCCAUGGCUUAAAUGAGUAAUCCCAACCAUAAUAUUAACCUGUUGCUCAGUAUGGAUCAGAGUCUUUAGCAAUUUGCUUUAUAAACCAAAGGUUCUCUGCUUUUAAGCCUAAAAUGUACUACGUAGAAGGUUAGCUUUCAUCUGACAUUAGAAAGGAUUUGUGACUCCAGUAAACUACAUUAUAGCUUAGCUGGAAUCGCUGAUCAUUAAUAUAGUAAAAGGUUAAGUUACCCAAUGGGUAAUAAUGUGAAUAUAUUUUACUGGCCAUUGCUACAUUCCCACAUUAGCUUGAUCAGCUGAGGGCACCUACCAUUACAGAUUAAUAGCAUUCCCCAUUUCUAACUAAUGUAGUCAAAUCCCAAACCAACGACCAGUCUGAUGCCAGAUGAGAUUAAGGGCAGCCGAAAUACCCGCCUCACUACCAGAAUUGACCUUUUGUUUGUUGAUACAAAUUGUAUCUUUUUUCUUGAUUGUAUUAAAAAAAUGAGGAAAAUGUGUGUGUAAAUAUAGAAAUGUACAUAUAUAACCUAAGGGGAAAAAUAUAUACCAACAUAAAGUGUAGAAUAGUUACAGCAAUGCAUUUUCACUGCUAUGUCUGUGACACUAUGUGUCACUUUGUUGUAGUCCAUGGUGUGGAAGCCACUUCACUGCCAUUGUGCCUGCAGCCCUUUAUGUGAAGUACAAGGAGUUACAGGACUGGGCAGCAGUAAGGAGGUUAAAUAACUCCUUAAUGACUGGGCAAUGUAGUUUAUAAAGAAACAAGACCUUUUCAAAUUCACUUUAUUAUAAGUAAAUCUGUAUCUAUAAAUAUCUGUACAGGUAAUGCACAGGUACCAUGCGCAAACAUUACAUAAUUGUCUUAUAUUGAUUAAGUGUCCUAGGCGCCUGCACACAGUGGAAGCGGACAUUUUGUAGACUGUGUCAAUGUUCAUGCCUGAAUAAAUACAGAGCAUUGUAAAACACCUCACCAAUCCUACGUCUGCUGAAUUCUUAGGCUGCACUUUCAUGUUGCAUUAGACAGAAUGGCCGCCUCCACUGCGGAUAGAUGGCAGAUACACUUUAAAUUGAUUUUAUGUUCCUAAGUAGGAAUUUUAGUAUGGGCACUUGGUGUUUUGUAAUAUAUAUAUAUAUAUAUAUAUAAUUAUUUUUUUUCUUGUAAAAUGUGCACUGCAAAAAGAAGCAUUAAGUCCCACUAAAAUGCUUAUGUGGCAGUAUUUGCAAAUGUUUGUAUUGUGAAUUGUACAGCGCUUGUAAUUUUCUAUUUUUCAUGUGUUUGUUGCAUGAGAUGAAGUAUUGUUUUGUUAAGUACAGUAAGUUACUGCCUUUCUGUUAGGCCUGCUCUGGGCCAAUAAGCAGGCAGAUGUAUUUCUGCCAUGAAUGGGUGAAUUUAGUAGUUUAACAUUUUAUGAUAUUUCUUCUCAUUUUUUUGAGUGUGAAAAAAAUGGUAAACUGGGGAAGCAUUGAAUGAGGUAAUUGAAGGGUCUACCCAAUAUAUUCCUGAAUUCUGUCACAGGUUGUCAGACCAAUUUUAAGGCUUCAGUAGCAGCACUUUUGCAGCAAUACGUUUCACAUAGAAUGUUUGGUAUAGAAAAAAGGGGGAAUAUUGCUUUACACCAGCUGAUUAGUGUAAAAAUUGUUGCAGAUUUUUGCAACAUUUACUGAACUCUAUGCCAGAAAAGUCUCUUGUGAAAUAUGCCUAAGGGCCCUAUUAUCAGUCGAAUAGGCUUGUUUGUUGUGCUGAUCUCUGGGGUUGGUGCUCAUUUACUGUGUGGAUCAGGCCAUGGAAUAGGGCACCAGGAGAUAAGUAAACUUCAGUGAUGCGUACGUGCUGAUUAUUACACUUUUGUAAUGCAUUCAAAAAGGGAGCAUUGCCUUAUGAAGAGACAUGGCUUGUGUAUGAUCACCCCCCCCCCCCCCCCCCCACCACCCCACGGCCCCGAAAACCACAACAGACUUGUGGCGUAAAUUUUGGAGCAAAGUAAGCUAACUAAUUAGUAGUCUAAAGUUAAACUACAAAAUCUAAAAGGUGUUUUAAAUUCAGCGUGAUCACUCUUGCUAAUUUUUAGACUGUCCAGUCUAAGGGUAGGGACACACGUUGCAAAUACAUUGCAGAUUUUCUGCAGCAGAAGUGGAUCCAGAAGGGGACAUAAUAAUGGAAGGUGUACUACUUCCAGUUUCCAGCUGGAUCCACUUCUGCCUUUGGCACAUUUUCUGCUGCAGAAUAUCUGCCGUUUUAGUUUCUACCUUCAAGCUGUGUUCCCAUACAGGAUUUUGGCCUAUUUAACAUGUCAAAACAAAAGCAAAUAGCUGGAAAAAACAGUGUGGGAUCAUAGCCUCAUGCGAAAAAAGCUGAAAAUACAGUCCAAAGAACUGAAUCGGAACAUAGCCUUAAUUUGUUCUGUUUAAUGAUUCAAUAGCAUUGGUAUAUCUGGGCUGUUUUUUAUACAGGCAAAAUAAGUCACAAAAGGGUCACAAAAGAGGUUUCUUGCACAUUUGUAAUAAUUGCAGAUGUAAAAUUAACCUACAAUGUAGCUGACAAACAUUUUCCCAUUCUUUUUUUUUAGAUGUUUUAUGUCUCAAAAUUAUUCCUAAAAUAGUGAGAACAUAGCCUUCUGUUGUUAUUGGGGCAUGCUAAACCGGGCAGGUUGCACAGGUGAUAUUAUGUCACUUUGUUCUUGCUAUAUGUAGUUUAUAUACUAUAUGGGGUCUCCAAAGCAUCAAAUUUAGAGUACGUUCACACGGGCAAAUUUAGAAGAGAGUUUCCCACUGCAAGUUUGACCCACAGCAGAUUUUCUGCAGCGGAAAAUCCACAGCAGACUAUUUUGACUUGUAAUUUGCUGCAGAUUUUCCACUGUGGAAAAUCUGCCACAGAAAACCCACAGCAGCUUAAACUUGCAUCAGAAAACUUACUGCAAACUCUCUUCUAAAUCUACCCAUGUGAAUUUACCCCUAUGCUAUGUUCACAUGGUGGAAUGUCCGCAUGGAAAAUUUCUGUGCGGACAUUUCACAGACAGCGGAACAGCGACAGAAUAUGCCAGCGUAGGACUGCUCAGAAAUGCGCCAUCUCAUAGACGGCAAUGCAUUUAUUUGUGGAAUCUGCAGAAAGAAUAGACGUGUCUUUUUUUUUUUUUUCUUCUGCGGACGCCGGAAUCGGAAUUCCCAGGGCAGAAACAUCUGGCACAGAAAUUCUGCAGUGUGACCAGUGCAGCAGAAUCCUUUUGAAAUCAAUGGGACUCUGUCUGUGCAGAAUUCCACACGUAAAUUCUGCCGUGUGAAUGUGGCCUUAAGGUUUCCUUGAAAAAUUGAUUUGAAAAAUGCUGGCGCUAAUUAAUAGCAAUUUAUUUUACAUUUAUAAUAUCAGCCAAUUGGGGGGGUUGAAGCUGUUCUCUGGGUAAUUUACAAUCUGAGAAAGGAUUUGCCGUAUGGUGGCCAUACACAUUAUAUAAUAAUAGGUUAAAGUGUACCUGUCGCCAACAAAAACCUUUGAUAUAAUGUAGAUAAUACUAUUAUAUGUAUAUUUGUAAUAUACAUUGAUUAAAAAGUGUGUAUAUUUUUGGGUGAAAAAAUUCUGUCCCUGCAGCUAUUGUCUGUGUGUCUUCUGAGGAGUCCAAAUACAGGAAGUGAGGGCAGGACAAGCAGGGCUCUGUGCAGGCUCGUCAAUCCUCCUGCUCUGUGAGUCGGGAGCGUGUCAUAGAGCCUUGGUGCACAGAGCUCUGCUUGUCCACCCACACUUCCUGUAUUUGGACUCCCCAUAGAGACACACAAACAAUAGCUGUAGGGACAAAAAUAUACCCUUUUUUUUUUUUUUU
This is a messenger RNA of Hyla sarda, 9453 nucleotides long. RefSeq names its product zinc finger CCCH-type containing 12B (gene ZC3H12B). The coding region runs from base 563 to 3127 and encodes 854 amino acids. The record is from RefSeq and is a predicted model, not a curated record. Lineage: Eukaryota; Metazoa; Chordata; Amphibia; Anura; Hylidae. Gene Ontology annotation, cellular component: cytoplasmic ribonucleoprotein granule; nucleus. The transcript has 6 exons. Gene Ontology annotation, molecular function: mRNA binding; RNA endonuclease activity; metal ion binding.